Ilex paraguariensis (yerba mate) is the source of this 1073-nucleotide messenger RNA. NCBI's taxonomy places the organism in Eukaryota, Viridiplantae, Streptophyta, Magnoliopsida, Aquifoliales, Aquifoliaceae. The record is from the annotation of a GenBank genome assembly.
UCACCUUCUUAACAAAAAAAUGGGUCUCUUUCUUUGCGUUCUCUUCUUUCUCGUCUUCUCUGCAACUGCUUGUGAUCGAUGUGUGCAUCAAACUAAGGUUGCUUACUUCUCCAGUGCCUCUGCACUCUCAGCUGGGGCUUGUGGGUAUAGUUCCUUGGCCAUAGACUUCAAUGGUGGGCAACUUGCAGCCGCUGUUCCUAGCCUUUACAAAGAUGGAGCUGGCUGUGGUGCCUGUUUUCAGAUAAGAUGCAAGAACACAACCCUUUGUACUGAGGAAGGGACUAGAGUCAUAGUAACUGAUCUCAAUCGAAACAACCGGACGGAUUUUGUGCUCAGCAGCAGAGCUUUCAUGGCCAUGGCUCACAAGGGUAUGGGCCAAAACGUGUUAAAACUUGGGAUUGCUGACGUGGAAUAUAAGCGGGUACCUUGUGAUUACAAAAACAAGAACUUGGCUGUCCGCGUGGAAGAAUCUAGCCAAAAGCCAAACUAUCUAGCAAUUAAGUUCUUGUACCAAGGUGGUCAAACUGAAAUUGUCGCCGUUGAUGUAGCUCAGGUUGGUUCAUCGAAUUGGAAUUUCAUGAGCAGAAAUCAUGGUGCUGUUUGGGACACAAGUAGAGUUCCAACUGGGCCAUUGCAAUUCCGGUUUGUUGUGACAUCUGGUUAUGAUGGGAAGUGGAUUUGGGCACAAAAAGUCCUACCUGCUGAUUGGAAAAAUGGGUUGAUCUAUGAUUCCGGAGUACAGAUCACUGAUAUUGCACAGGAGGGUUGUUCUUCAUGUGAUGAUGGAAGCUGGAAAUAAGACAUCUUCGUUCAUUGCUAGUGUGAAUGCAAUGCACACAAUAGGCGUCCCAGUCAAGAACACACAGUGAAUUUGGUUAUAGAAAAGAUUAGGGUGUGACAUUACAAUUGGAAUAGCUAUGUUUUGAAACUUAAGAAAGAAAAAAAAAUGAUAACCUUUGUUGCUUUGAGGAGCUUUUGUUACUAGGACAAAGCUUUUAUUGUGUUAGCACCAAAAAAGAAUAACCAGACUUUUGCUUGGGUAACCCAGCGGUAUUAUUGAUGUGCUGUAGCAU